Messenger RNA from Culex pipiens pallens (northern house mosquito), 1194 nucleotides. It is a transcript of the gene Dsk, whose product is annotated as drosulfakinins. The record is from RefSeq and is a predicted model, not a curated record. Bases 67 to 507 code for a protein of 146 amino acids. NCBI's taxonomy places the organism in Eukaryota, Metazoa, Arthropoda, Insecta, Diptera, Culicidae. The transcript has a single exon.
GUUUCAUCAACCAGUUUGAGUUUAGUGCUUCCGACGAAGCGAGUGGCGAUUUUCAGUUCAGUAAAGAUGGCCCGACUGAGUGUGACAAUUUUGGCCACCCUAAUUCUUUACCUUGCCUAUCAGACGCUGGCCAGUGAGGCCGUUCCGACGGGCAGUGGAAACCCGAAGCUGCUGAGCAGUAGUGUGGACACUUCGGAAAAUCUGCUAAGUGAUGAAAAUUUGAACAAACUUCAAACGGCGUGGUUCAAGAGCACUUACAAUCGAAGAUCGUCCCCGGUGGGUGGAAGUGAUGCAAGGGCAGCAGUGGCCACGUAUCCGGUGCUGAGGAGAACCGCACCGGCGGUUGCGGCGCCAAAUCCUAUGGGAUACUUUGCCGACAUUAGCCUGCUCGACGACGAAGACAUCCAGAAGCGGUUCGACGAUUACGGCCACAUGCGGUUCGGCAAGCGGGGCGGCGAGGGUGACCAGUUUGACGAUUACGGCCACAUGCGCUUUGGGCGGCGGUAAGUUGGUGCAAUUAUUCGUGGCGGCGGCGGCUGGUGACUUCUCUUCGUUUGGUCCGCGGUAAAGGUUGUAUUUGUAACAUAUUUGUGAAUAAAUUAGAGACAAUGUGCUGAACCAGAAUCACCUCAAAGUGUUGAAUCGAAAGAAAUGUCCUGCAAGGGAGCGUUCGGAUCAUAGAAUUACUCGUGCUUUUGGAUACAAAUUGCUUUUCAUUCGAAAAAAUAGACCACGGUCUACACGGUUGUACACAAUUCUCCACAAAAUAUUUGUUCCGAUAUGAAGAAUCACUUUUGUUAAAAAUUCGAUUUACUCUAAACAACGACGUUGUGUGAUGCAGAUCAAGUUGAUUCAAGUGGAGAUAUAAAUAUGAUUCUUUGUUUUUCUCGCGAUUCUUACGACAAUGACUCCCUAACGGCUAACGCGUAUCGACUAGAGUAAUAACGAGACGAUUUUGUGUUUGUGUGUUGCUUUUCUUCGAAAUUUUGUUAACUACUUGGAAGGCGCGCGCGUUCACUCAAAUGCGAUUCAACGAUUUUUGUUUUGUUUUAUUCCAUUCUAAUUAAUAAAGUUCAUACAAUUCCAAAGAGACAAAAAUCGGUGCCGAAGGAAAAAAUCGGCAACGCCUAACUUCGUGCCUUGCUUGCAAUAAAUAGUUUACUCUUACAAAGUAAUAUCACCUUUAGCGAAAAA